Molecule: messenger RNA, 1207 nt
Organism: Poecilia reticulata (guppy)
Lineage: Eukaryota; Metazoa; Chordata; Actinopteri; Cyprinodontiformes; Poeciliidae
Source: RefSeq, a predicted model, not a curated record
CAUGGAGCCGUCAGCCCUGUGAAAGAAACUCGGGUUAUAGGGGUUAUAAUGCUGUGACCUUCAGGAGGGGAUUUCAUUUGAGUUAAAGUUCUGACCUGCAGACGGGCCGAUAGGGGGCGCUAGCACUCAGGUUACGCUCAUUACUGUCCUAAAGCACUCGGAGAGUAAAGCUGGAGAAGACUGGAACCAGUCCAACAUGUUGGGACAUGUCCUCAGAGCUGCUGCUGUCUGUCCAACUUAUCUUGUCCUCUGUUGUCUCUCAGUCCAACAGGUGGAGGUGGAAUCAGGGGUGGAGUCUGUCCUGCUGCCCUGCAGAACCACAGGGAGUCUGGAUGGAGACGUUAGAGUGGAGUGGAUGGACAGAGACAACAGGAAGGUCCAUGUGCAUCAGAACGGUUCUGAUCAGGCUGGAGAUCAGAACAGAUCCUACAGAACCAGAACCARGAUGGAGGAAGAUCCACUGAGAACCGGAGACCUCAGUCUGACUCUGAGACGGCCCACUGACGAAGACAGCAACAUCUACACCUGCAGCGUCUGCAAAGGGGACGGAGACGUCCUGAUGAAGAAACAAGUAAAGCUCCAGGUCAAAGUCUGUCAGGUGGAGGUGGAGGAGGGGGCGGAGUCUGUCCUGCUGCCGUUCAGAACAACACCUGGCCUGCCUGGAGACGCCACAGUGGUGUGGGGACGUAUUGAUCCAGAGCCAAAAAUGAUCGUUCACAUGUACUACAGCAGUUCUGACCAGCCUGAUGACCAGGAUGAGUAUUUUAGUACCAGAACCAAGAUGGCUGACGACCUGCUGACGUCUGGGGACCUCAGUCUGACUCUGAGGCGUCCCACAGUGAGAGACAGUGGACAGUACGAAUCCUGUAUAGACAGUGGGCAGAUCUGGAGAAAGAAAACCAUUUUGCUCAAAGUCAAAGGGACAGUCCCGGUCCAGGACCAGCUGCAGGACAUCCGGACCAGAAGUGGUUCUGUUGAUCCGACUCCUCUCAUGGCCGAAGAAGCUGUCUGAUCGACAUAUUGAUCACUGACUGUAAAUCCAUCUGACUUUGGAUCAGAGUGAAAUCUCAGGAUCUGGCAGGAUGAAAACUAUUUUUAUCUGCUCAGUCUUGGUGUCCAUCCGUGUGAACGCUAACUGACCUCUGACCUCUGGUCCUCCAAACCUCGGUCUGGUUCGGUUUGAAUGUCAACGUCAAGCGGACCAGAG